Colletotrichum truncatum is the source of this 2484-nucleotide messenger RNA. Its product is annotated as fungal specific transcription factor domain-containing protein. Gene Ontology annotation, molecular function: zinc ion binding; sequence-specific DNA binding; DNA-binding transcription factor activity, RNA polymerase II-specific. Gene Ontology annotation, cellular component: nucleus. Gene Ontology annotation, biological process: positive regulation of transcription by RNA polymerase II; DNA-templated transcription. NCBI's taxonomy places the organism in Eukaryota, Fungi, Ascomycota, Sordariomycetes, Glomerellales, Glomerellaceae. The record is from RefSeq and is a predicted model, not a curated record.
AUGCGCAUAGGCUCACCUGUCUCCGCCAGGCAUUCGACCGCCGGGACGUCAAGUCCGCUCGGCCAACCAUACAAUCAAUCGGCCAUGGAUGUCUCCGAGUUCCGUCGACCUCUCACCAGCCCUGCCGGGCCGGCACCCCUCGAUACCCAUCGCUCUUCGUCGACUGCCUCGGCGCCUAGCCCUCACGGAGUCGGUCUUGCGGACUCGCGGAAAAGAAGCUUCAGCUCGGCCGAUCACCAGUCUCCCCUCUCCGAUGAGCAGCAGCAGCUUCCGGCCACUGCGGCGGCGGUAGCUAGUCGCCGCAAGGCCCAGAAGGUCAGCCGGGCUUGCGACUUUUGCAAGCAGCGCAAGGCAAAAUGCAGCGGUACCAUUCCCUGCGACAAAUGUACUCGCAAAGGUCUGAACUGUGUGUAUGAUGCCAAGUAUUCCCGCGGGAGACCUCCAACGCCUCCACCCUCUGCUGUCUGGUCCGCAAACUCGACAGGCACGAAUCGUCCUGGCCCGUCGUCUGGUUCGGAAGAGCCUACUGUGAUGUAUCGGACGACGGAAACAGAGGGGCAAAAUAUCUCAGUGCCGGUGGUGCCGCCGCAGUCUUCGCUGCGGGGACAGGUUCGCGAGAGUCAAGGACCAGCAUCCAGAGCUUCUCCAGAGCUUGGAAUGGCUGAGAUUCAAGGCCAGGUCUUUGACCCAACCUCCGGUGUCACAUUCCUACAUCGAGCAUGGAAGAGGUUAUCAAAACACGAUAGUACUAUCGUGCCUGAUGAUGUGAAUGCCUCGACGGAAAACCAGCCGCUCAUGUUGGCUGGUGACAAACCUCUCCCUCCAAUCACCGAUGAAGACGUCAUGAACCUUUCAUUACCAGACUCCCAAGAGCUACAGGUACUACUGGCACUAUAUUUCGAUGUGUGUAUUGCCACUUAUCGUGUGCUUCACCGUCCUUCAGUUGAAAGUUGGCUCAAGUCGAUGGUGAGCAACCUCCACCAGGGCAAGCCAUUUUGGCAAGAUAUUGGUCGUGCGAAAGCCUCUGUCGUUUUGACUGCACUCUCUGUUGCCGCAGCCCAUAGCGAAAAGUCCAAAGGCUUCCACUCGCCAGCGGAUGAGGCCCUUUCGCUUGCACGAAGCGAUCGCUUAUUUUGCGUCGCGCUACGGUUGACAGAACGAGAAACCGGUCUCCCCAGACUAGAAUCCGCCCAGUCCCGUCUUAUCCAAGUACUCUAUCUCCUUACUACCUCCAGGAUGAACCGUGCGUGGUAUACGUUUGGCGACACCCUUCAGAUAGUGUCUGCUCUAGGAAUGCAUCGCAAGGCUGCCAAGAAGAGAGCUCUGGCAUCUGCCAACUCGGAUUACAUCCAAGCUCAGUGUCGCAUACGAACAUUCUGGACUGCAUACGUCCUUGACAAAUAUUUGGGGGUUAUCUUCGGUCGCCCUAGACAUUUUCAUGACGAUGACAUUGAUCAAGAUCUCCCUGAUAGGAUCGACGAUGAGGAUAUGGCUGUACAAGGUCCGCUCGAGCGAGUUGAAGAGCAGCUGGACAGUCAUAUAGACGCUUUAAUAUGCCACGUUAAGAUUGCGCAGAUUAUCGGCAACAUCUCCAGAGAGGUGUACUCGAUCAAAGCUAUCUCGGAACAGGAACGAGUUGACGCUGCACAUCGCUUUAGCGAAAAGAUUCAUGAGUGGCGCGCCAGUUUACCUCCACAUCUGGGCUCAAUUCGGCCCUCGAGACUCAUUCCAAGUUUCCGUCGCCAAGCGACAGUGCUGAAGCUAGCCUACUCCCAUGCUAUUAUGCAUGCCAACAGGCUCUUUCUUUUGGGAAAUCUGAGUGCUGGCAGUGAGAAGCAAAUCCUCGAAUGCAUCGGAGCGGCGCGCACAGUCUUUGAGACCGUUGACGGCAUGGCUGCUGAAGGACCCAUCUUCCACGCCUUUUGGUGGACGCAGUAUGUCACAUUUUGCGCCCUACUUGUGACUUAUGUAUGGGACAUUCAACAGAAACGCCGAGGUAUGUCACUCGAGGGAGAGGGAAAUGCAAAACACGCAAAGCUUAUGGACCUGGCCGAGCGUUGCCAGACCCAUCUUGCUCAUGCAACAGCGACCAAUUCACCAAGUCGUCGAUAUGCAAUUAUCCUGGAGGAAUUCCGAACUGAGGGUCUUGGCCAAAUGUCACGGAAAAACAACGGAGGGCCUGUGCAAGCCUCCCAAUCCGCCGCUCCUCGAUCUACACCGUUCACUGCCGAUACACAAGUACUGCCUCCACAACAUCAAGGCAAUGCCACUGCUACCAUGGGUGGAUUUGACUUCAACUCUGCAUAUUCUGCUGGUCCCGGGGCUGUUGAUCUCGCGAGCCAAGGAGAUGCAGAGCUUCUUGGCUCCAACCUGUUGGAUGAGUGGCAGACUACGGAUUGGCUAGACCUCGAUUCGUCAGCAUUUGCCCCCUACUUAGACAUCGAUACGAACCCAUACGACUGGAUGCCAGAUAUAGGGGGUUGA